Gigantopelta aegis is the source of this 14386-nucleotide messenger RNA. RefSeq names its product mannosyl-oligosaccharide 1,2-alpha-mannosidase IA-like. The transcript is spliced from 11 exons. Gene Ontology annotation, cellular component: endoplasmic reticulum; Golgi membrane. Gene Ontology annotation, biological process: carbohydrate metabolic process; N-glycan processing. The coding region runs from base 288 to 2231 and encodes 647 amino acids. The record is from RefSeq and is a predicted model, not a curated record. Gene Ontology annotation, molecular function: calcium ion binding; mannosyl-oligosaccharide 1,2-alpha-mannosidase activity. NCBI's taxonomy places the organism in Eukaryota, Metazoa, Mollusca, Gastropoda, Neomphalida, Peltospiridae.
GAUUAGAUGUUAGGUGCCACAUUUAUCGCUGUACUUUCUGGGUGUGUUGAUACACUGCUUAUAUCAGUUUUAUUAGUAGACGUUAACAUUAUCGGCAAUGGAGGAAAAUAAAUAAAGAAUAAUGUUGAGCAAAAGAACAACAACAAAAGAUAAUGUUACGGAAACGCACGAAGAUUCCCGAAUGCACGUGGCGUGUAUCCACACGAUUGUAUAAAAAAAAAAAAUUAUAAGUCUUCUAACCAAUUAAAAAACAUUUUACUGCGGAAGAUGGUUUAGGAGGAGAAAACAUGGCAGCCGCCUCAGUGCUUCCGACGUAUCAACGAUAUGUCAACGGUGUUCCUGUUCCACAGAGCCGUAAAACAUUACGGCUUAGAGAAAAAUACAUUAUCCUUUUAGUUUUUGUGACAUUUUUUAUCGUUUGUUUUGGUGCGUUCUUCUUUCUUCCCGAUUUGCGGGAUCGUGUCACAAUGAAUGAAAUGAGGAGACAUUUUCGUGACGCUGGAAAUGUUAUGUUUUUUCCCCAAGCUCACGUAGAUGGGCAUCUGAAGGCCAACGGGAAGGUAAUCAGACAUGACGAUGCGUUUGAUCCUCAUAAAAUAGAUGACAAAGUACGACUACACGAAAAAAUUGAAGUCGACUGGCAGCAACAAAAAUUGAACGAAGCUUUAGAAAAACGUUUGAAUGAACACCCCGAUGAAAUUAAAAAGUGGAAAGACGAAGUGCAGGCAGCAAAGGAAAAAGUAUUACAGAAGCAAAAAGAAGAAGAAGAAAAGCGCAAGGCAGAGGAGAAAAAGAAAGCUCUUGUAGUUGAACAGGAUCAUGAGGGUCACCCAGGAGCUGGAGGGGGUGAGCCAGGUGAUCCAGAAACAAAAAUACGCAGAGAUAAAGUGAAGGAGAUGAUGAAACAUGCAUGGGAUAACUACGUGAAAUAUGCGUGGGGUGGUAAUGAACUGAAGCCAAUUUCACAACGUAGUCACAGUGCCAGCGUGUUUGGAAGCCAAGCCCUUGGUGCAACCAUAGUUGAUGCUGUGGACACACUCAAAAUUAUGGGUAUGGAGGAUGAGUACAAGAAAGCUAGGGAUUGGAUAGCUACUAGUCUGUCUUUUGACCAGUCAUCCGAAAUGUCGGUAUUUGAGACAAAUAUCCGCUUUGUUGGAGGUUUGCUUGCUGCAUAUGCAUUGACUGGCGAUCAGAUGUUCAAGAACAAGGCGAAACAAGUGGCUGACAAACUGUUGCCGGCAUUCAACACACCCACUGGUAUUCCAAUGUCGAUGGUCAACAUUAGAACUGGCAGCAGUCGUAACUGGGGCUGGGCUUCUGGCGGAUGUUCCAUUCUGUCCGAAUUCGGUUCCAUGCACCUGGAAUUUGUUUACUUGUCUCACGUAACUGGUGACCCUGUUUACAAGGAAAAGGUGAUGAAAAUUCGAGAUUUUAUUAAGCAGAUGGACAAGCCCCAGGGACUGUACCCAAAUUACCUACACCCUCGUACAGGAAAAUGGGGUCAACACGCCGUGUCUAUGGGUGCUCUGGGUGACAGUUUUUACGAGUAUCUGCUGAAAGGCUGGCUGCAGUCUGGAAAGAAAGACAAGGUGGCCAGGGAAAUGUACGAUCACGCUAUCAAGGGUAUGGAGGAGCGGGUCAUACAGACUUCAGCUGGGGGUCUCAAGUACUUCGCCGAGUUCAAGUCUGGUCGCAUCGAGCACAAGAUGGACCAUCUCGCCUGUUUUUCAGGUGGAAUGCUGGCACUAGGUGCGGAGGGUUCUAACGACAAGCAGAAAUAUCUUAAUCUUGGGGCCGAGAUCAGCAAGACAUGUCAUGAGUCAUACGAUAGAUCUGCUACUAAACUUGGCCCUGAAGCUUUUCGUUUUGAUGGGAAUACUGAAGCGAAGGCAAUGCGACAGAAUGAGAAGUACUACAUCCUCCGGCCGGAAGUGAUAGAGACUCAUUUCUACAUGUGGAGACUGACGAAGGACAAGAAGUACCGCGACUGGGCCUGGGAAGCUGUGCAGGCCCUGGAGAAGAAUUGCCGCGUUGCAGGGGGAUUCACCGGAAUUCGAGACGUCUAUCAGACACAUCCUCCCCAGGACGAUGUCCAACAGAGCUUUUUCCUUGCUGAGACAUUAAAAUAUUUAUACCUGAUAUUUUCUGACGAUGACCUGCUGCCCUUUGAUAAGUGGGUCUUCAACACGGAGGCCCAUCCACUGCCCGUUAUAGAGUCGAAAACGACUUAGUGGGACAAUCGUCACCUCCAUUGCUGUCUGUCCACAUUGUUAUUAAGCCAGUUGUGAUAAGUGCAAGUGAUUUGGGCACGAGUGUGAGAAUGGGUCGACAUUUUAAUUGCUCAGUUGUUUAGGGUUUUUGCCUUUUCUCAGAUAUGACAGUUUUUGCACUGAAUGUGUGUGUGUCUUCCUGGAACAUAUUUUUAACUCUUUUGUUUGUUUGUUUGUUUGUUUGUGGACAUGCUGCUACUGAUGAUUGUACAGUGUAUUAAGAAACAGCAUGUCCACUAGGAGCCGAGUGGUCGUAUCUUGAAGUAAAUUUUGUCUUACUUUGUCACCCGAGUUAUCCAUUGUCCUAAUGCAGGCCUCAUUAUUCUGGGGAGCCUUUAGUCAUGACUGAAAGGUCAGUCUUAUUAUAUAUUAAUUGUGUAAAAAUACCCAUCACACUUACUUGGCUGGUAAUGUUUCUAGUCAUAUAUUAACCUGCCAUCUUUUAAUGUGCAUAUCCUUACCCCAACACACACACGGGCUAGUCCUAAGAUCCCAGUAGCAUCUAGAUUACACAGGGUUCGUACGCGCCUGGAAAACCCUUGAAAACCCUUAAAAAUAAACUAAUGUAUUCCAGUGCUUGAAUACCCUUGAAAAUCAUCUUGCGGUCUGGAAAACCCUUGAAAAUUAUAAUUUGAUGUCAAAUAAAAUAUAAACGCCUAAAACGGAGGCUUUAUUUACUUUAUUUAACAUGUAAUAAAAUUAUUUUUUUCAUUUCCGCGGCACAAUCAAAUGCCAAUCGUCCGGCCAAUCGAUGUUUACCGGCUCAGUAGACGUGUGAAUGUUUGUUGUUGUUUUUUAUCUUGCGAUGCGAGGAUUACGCGGUCACGAGAUCCAAGCGACAGCGUCGCCAUAUUGGAAAAGAAAGUUUGUCACUUUUUGCCGCUGGGUAUUUAGCAAGUUCAGGGAGCGUGUCAAGUUAAUGAAUCUAUUGUAAACCCACAAAGAUGGUUGGCACUUGCGUGUUUAACGACCUGUGAAAACUCGGUAAGGUCCUGGAAUUUUGAUAAAGUUGACCUGGAAAGUGCUUGAAAAACCCUUGAAUUUUGACUUCCUUUAAGUGUAUGAACCCUGAUUACAAGACAAAAUGAAGAGAUACAUGUAGUCACAUGACCAGAAGCAGUAGACACAACACAGGAAUUGAGCAGUUUGAUUGGUUGUUGGGAUGUUCGGACCAGCCUAUGGGUAGGGGUGGGGGGACAGGAAUGCAAUUUGUGAGAAGUUAAAUUUAAUAUUCAUAAAAGGAGAAAAUUAUCAAAAUGCUGAAGUAGCAGUAUGAUUUGCCGUCCCAACCUACUUAGCGUUAAAGUGAACUCCCAACCUACUUAGUGUUAAAGUGAACUCCCAACAUGCUUAACGUUAAAGUGAACUCUCAACGUGCUUUGUGUUAAAGUCAACUCCCAACUUAGUGGUGGAGUAGUUGGAGUAUAUCUUACUAUUUAUUGCUACGAUUUAUCAUUGUUGGCAUUUUGGAGAUAGCAUCAUGCACUGCAUUAUUUUUAACACAAUUUUGUUCAUGUUCCAUUUUUUUUAACUUUAUGACUGCAUAAUACUGUAUGUAACUUUUCUCUCAUCAGUUCACAAUUCCACAAUUCCACAAUUCUUUAAUUACCAAAUGACACUAAAUUUAUGAGUCUCUGUUCAAAACUAAAACCGAUACAAAUGACUGCAAGGCCAUUGUGUGUAAAAAGCUGACGUUUGGUUUUUAUGCAUUAGCCCAAAUAUUGAAAAGCCAGCUUGGGAAACUAUUUGGGUUCAGCACCUUUGAAUACACUGAAGUUUGUAGAAAACACACCAGUCACAUGCACCAUGAUGCACACCUACGUAAUGGACUGCCACUAACAUUAAGUAUUGAUGUAAAGGACUAGCACACUGAAUGGUUUCUAAUGAACAGUGUGACUUCUUUUAAAUAUGUUGUUAAAAUUAGGGUGUGAGUGAUGUUAUUACAGUGUACAUAAAGUUGUUUCAUUAUUUUGAAAAUAGGUUUCACAACUGCCAUGCAUACUUACAAUAUUACACAUGUAUACACUGCAAAUAAGUUUAUGUUUAGUGUAUCAGUUAGAGCUGAGCAGUAUGCCAUAUAUACCGUUCGAUAUCGGUAUCAUGUUGGUACAAAUUUACAGUACCGAGCCAAUCUCAAAAUACCAAAUUUUUGGUAUUGAAAAAUGUUUUACGCCAUAUAGUAAAGCACUAACAAUAUAUCUGAUGAACACAAAACAGCUGAAAAGAAAAGAGAUGAGGACCUUUUGUAUGGAAUUUAAUUUUAUUUAUUUACCGACACCGAUACCGAACCUGAAAUUUCAAUACCACCCUGCUCUAGUAUCAGUUAAGUCUAAACCCUGUGAUCCUUGUUGCAAUAUUUCUAUUACGCAUAUCACAUGUUCUGUGUUAGGAUUUUUCACUGGUGUUUUUUGGUAACUGAAGCAAAACUUGCACUUGCUAUAAUCUUGGUACGGUUAAGAAUAAAAUAUUUGCAGAUUUCUCAUUUCGGUUUCCUCCUCCAUAUUUGUGUAAUUUCCCUACAAAACAAAGAUGUACUCUUUAAUUUUUAUUAACUGUUUUAACAGUAAUUCAGGUGGUGAGAUCUUGUCAGUUUUUCAUAGCUUCAAAUAUUUUAAUAUAUGUGGAAUAGUUGAUCGGUUAUGAUAUUACAUUUGCAUACAGUGCUACAUUAUAUACUCAUUUUAACUUGAAUGUUCAUGUUGUAUAUUGACAAAUAGGUUUGUUUAGUAGGGUUUUUGUUGUUGUUGGUUUUUCCCCAACAGUUACAUGUGUAUGCCUAACAAGCAAACAUUACUUAAAAUGCGACGUCAGUACAAAACAUUAUUCAAUUCUAUUCUGAUGGGUGUCUUUUGAUUAGCUGUAAGGGUGGGUAUCCAUUUACUGGUGAUACAUAAAGAAUACCUGGUUACUGUCUUAAGAUAUCGGCUUUAUCCUGCAACGGUUAGGAUAGUGAAUGCUGCAAGGCACUGCCGGGCAUCGGUCACCAUUCCACCUGAGUAGGAUAAAAACAAUAUUUAAUAUAUAAAUAUAUAUAUAUAAACCAUCACUGCUGCAACUGGAUCAAGAAAAACGCUUCCUAUACCAAUGCAUGUAUAUACUGUAGUGUUUGCAGGAUAACUAAUAUUUUUUUAAGAUUUCAACUGAUCUAAAUGUGCAACAUAAAACGUUAUGUGGGGACCAACAAAAUUAUUUUACAAUGGGACUUUGAUACCUUGAAAAUAAAUUUAAUAAGUGAGGUAUAUGUGGAGGCAAUUAUUUAAUAAUCAGUGUAAUUUUUCUGAAUAUUUAUUGUAUGUGUAAAUAGGUCUGCAUUGUAUAAUAGAGCUUGUCAACUUAUUUAUUUAGCUAGACAUUUUCAUCCUCUCAUCUACAAAGUGAGAUACAUGUGUUUUUCAGUAGUGGACACAGCAUCAGUUUUUGUGUUUGGUUCCAUGUUAAGUUUUUGCAUACGGCACCAUUUCUCACAAAUCAUGCAGGCUUCAUUUAAAAAACCCACAGAUUCUGUUUGGAUUUCCACACAUUUUAUUUGGUGCAAAUCCACAAGAUUCAAUUAUUUUCAUAGACUGUUUACAAUGUAACAUAUGUGUCCAUUUCAGAAUUUGAAUAAAUAAUAUAAUCAUUGUCUGGACAUUAGGGAUCACAUUUACAAAGCCUGUUUAUGACUUACACGCGUGUAACUACAUACAUUUACAAUACUUAAACACCUACGUGUAAGAAAAACAGGCUUCAUAGAUUCGGCCCUGAAUGUUAUGAAGUCACUAACUGCCUGGGUUUUUUAUAAAAUUGAAUUAUCAUGACUUCAUUUAUGGGGAUGUUAUGGAAAUCAGAUUUCCUUUGAAUAACUAGCCCUGCUGGAGAUGUCUAUCAGUGUGCAUGUUUAAUUUAAGCUUUCAGUAUGUAGUGAGCUGAACAUUGUGGGCGUGAAUACGAGUGAAGUCAAAUCAGCUGUUGUCUAAUUCUCAUUGUCUCACCUUCAGUACUUUACAAUAACAGUGAUGACAGGCGUCAACUUUUGUAUUAUAGUUUCAAAUUAAAGUUUUGUAUUAAAGUUUUGUAUUCAAGUUUCAUAUUCAAGUUUCAUAUUAAAGUUUUAUAUUGAGAUCCGUUUCUCACAAUCUGUAAGUCCUAGGUCAAUUAAACUUGAUUUAUAAUUGUGUCAUCACAGUAUACUAAAAACAUUCAUGGUGGGCGAGAUAUUUAAUUCCGCGGAAUUCUUGUUAUAUUAUGAUCUGCUUGAUUAGGCUCUAAUCAUUUGUGGAAACCCUGUUGAGAAGUGCUGUGUUAAAGUGCAUUGUAAAUAAUCUGGUAACAUUCUCAGUGUGUUUACUGCUACACGGUUAGAUUUUAAAAACAUUUUACUUUCUGUGUCGUGCGUGUAACUUGAGAAUAAUCAAAUUGUCUGACACAGGAUUGUUUUAGGUUUAAUAGAUGUACAUUUAAAUGUUUGAAACUUUUAUGCAGUUGUAUUUGUUCAGUGUGUAUAUGAAUUCCUGUAAAUACUGUGUACAUAUUUGUUAAUUAGUUUGGUGAUUUGAUACAUAUUUAUCUAAGUGUAACUUUAUUAUUUCUGUAGUUUUUUCACCUCAUGAAUGCAUAUACUGAUUGCAUAUUAUUUAUUAUUAAUAUUGUGACCUGUCGGUCUCCUUUUCUUACUGUGUCUCUUUAAUGAUGGAGCAAGUCAUUAGAGCAGUAUUAUGUAACAUUUCAUCACAACUUGUCUAUAUGUCACAUCUCUGAACUGUUACGUGUAACGUGGGGCAUGUUUGGAACAUGCAUGUCAACAUUGUCGAGAAUGGGGCUCUAAGAAUACAAAAGGAUUAAUUGCAGAUUUUAUGAUAACUGCCAAAAAACAGUAAUAAACCUCAACUACUUUGAACGUUUCUACUGUGACAUUUUUAUACCUGAAAAAAAUAUACUUAGAGUUAUUUGUUUUAAUUUGUUAGUUACAUUUCGGCAUCACUCACUUCUGGUUGCAUGUUCAUGCAUUCUGGGGUUGUUGUUGUUGUUUUCUUUUAAUAAAUACAAUACAUCCAGGACUAGCUCUGUGGGUGAACAGAAAAUUUUUCCCAAUUAUCUAAUAUACUUCUUAAAAUUUGCGAUUGGUGAUUUGACGAGUGCCAGAGCUAGCCCUGAUAUGUAUUAUUUCAAAUUCAUGUGAAUUAGCUCUUCUCUUUUGUUAUGUAUGUAGUUUUAAAUGUGACACAAAAUGAACGUACAAUAGGUGCUGGAAGGUGUCAACAGCUGCAGUGGAGUAAACUAAUUCACUUUUUAGAUGGGACUAAAAAAUGUUUAGGAAUUUAGGAGGCGGGGCAGUGCAGUGCACGUUUCUUACAAUAUCAGACGAAAUUAUUCAUCUGCAAAGCAGUUUCAAUUUUGAGGUGAGCUAUACCAAUUUUGAAUACUCUAAUUCCCUGAAACUGAAACUAUUUUAUUGUCCCUUCAAGGCCGAAUUAUCGAAAUUUCAAUGUAUGUUUUACGUUUAGUUGCACUUAGGCUUACGAUCAUUUGUGAAAUUGGCUCGAGAACAAAAACAAUGCAGCUUGUUAAAACGUCUGCACUAAAAUGUAGCCUUUGACAUGUUUUCCUCUUUCUAGGCACAGCCUAGUUUUUUGAUUUUCAAACUAAUUAAUUGAUAAAAUGACUUUUUUAAAUGCAUUAUUUGAAUACACAAUCAUUAUAAUGCACAUUGGCGUACAGGGUCAUAUUUUUGUAUGGGGGGGGGGGGGGCGCAGGCUGAUUUUUGCCUGAAUUAAACGAAUAUCUACAAAUCUGGAUAACAACAUUUAUUCACAUUAACAUUGCUGCCAAACAGCUAUAUAGGGUUGCAAAUGAAUCGUCACACAUUUUCACAUCGAUUACAUCUAAUAUUGUGGGUAGAAUGAUGGAAAUACAUGGUUUAAAGUAUUCAGGCCAGCACAUUUUGCCCAUAUUUUAAAAAUCUUUUUGGCCUGAAUUUGGAAUUUUCUCUUGGACUAAACACACACACAAGCACACUGCCACAUUUUACUGCUCAUUUUCAUGUGUGUACAACGAAAUCAAGGUUUAUAUGUUCAAAUUGUACCAUACAUCAUCACUGAAUGAAUUGUAGUUACUAACUUAAUGUUGCUGUAUCUAUUGUAAUUACUGACUUAAUGUCGCUGAAUCUAUUGUAAUUACUGACUUAAUGUUGCUGAAUCUAUUGUAAUUACUGACUUAAUGUCGCUGAAUCUAUUGUAAUUACUGACUUAAUGUCGCUGAAUGUAUUGUAAUUACUAACUUAAUGUCGCUGAAUCUAUUGUAAUUACUGACUUAAUGUUGCUGAAUCUGUUGUAAUUACUGACUUAAUGUCACUGAAUGCAUUGUAAUUAAUAACUUAAUGUCGCUGAAUCUAUUGUAAUUACUGACUUAAUGUUGUUGAAUCUAUUGUAAUUACUGACUUAAUGUCGCUGAAUUUAUUGUUAGUGUAAUCUAGUUACUAUUUUGUUUAAAGAAUAAUAAUAAUAAAUAAUAAUAAUAAAUAAAAAUAGUAAUAAAAAUAAUAAAUAAUAAUGAUGUUCCCUCAAACUCUGUCCUUUUGAAUUUGAUGAGAUUGUUAAAAGGGAGAUAACUGUAAUGAGUAAAAUCCAGUCAGUCGGCGAAGUUAAAGUGAAUCCAUGUUAUCGAAGAACAAAUUAAAAAAGUUUGUCAUCAUGCUGUUGCUUUGUUUUUCUUUCCUUCUGAUAAUCAAGUCAUAAUUUUGAUGAAUUAAGCUUCAUUAAUGUCAUAUUAAUAUUAAUUUAAACAUUAAUUAACUAAUUAAUUGAAUUUUCUACCUUUGAGUUCAGAGUUGGGGGCACAUUUUGGUAAAAGAGAAGAUAGUUGUAAGUAAUUUGGUAAAAUACAAACUUUUUAAAUAUAGUCUUGAAAACAGAAAGUUAUUUUUUUUUUAAAUUAUAAAGUUUUAUUUGUAAACAGAGAAAACUCAUUGUUAUUUUGUUGUCUUAAUAAAUUAUGAAUAACACCCACAGCUGAAAUGAUAGGAUGAUUAUUGUGGUACAUUGUCCUGUCUUAUAGCUUUAUGUAUUUCUAUUAGAUAAGUUUGCAACUGCCAAUGUAGGUUUAUUAGAAGGUAACAGAUCCUAUAUAAAUCAAUAUUUACUGGUGAAGCAAAUGGUAUUGUCAAGACUGGCAAAAAAAGUACAGUACAGGGGAAUAUCUCUUGCAGCAAUAUUUCGAAGGGCUUGAUCGUUUUAGUACAUUGAUUCAAAAGCGGAGGAAUUAAGUAUUGUAGUUGAUAUUUUUAAGAUGAUAUUAACAUUAUUAAUAGCAGUGAUAAGAAAAUAAAUUUAAAAGGAGUAAAAUAAUUGUAUUAUUUUCUAACUCUUAUAAUGUCUUUGAACCAUAGAUGUGCAAGUUUGUUGAACUUCACUAGUUUUAUUUCCAAAGUUGUGUUAUUCAAAUUUACAAACUAUAGUUAUGGUGAGGCAGAUUACAGUACUGUCACCUAGACAAGCCAAAGUAUUUUCUAUACAAUGUAUUCUCUAGACAAGCCAAAUCAUAGCUACUAGUUGAAAGUAUAGAUUAUCGAAAGAAGUGUAGGUAGUUCAGAGUAUGUAUGUGGUAAUUUCCGUUGCUGAUAUAUUAGUUAAAGAUAGUAUUAUGUGUAAUAAUAAUAUCACAAAUGUGAGACUACAUUCAUCUUGUCGGAUGCCAUGUUAUCAAAGAACUAAUUAAAAACAGAAUCUCAUCCAUAACGUUUGUUUAUUUCCUUCAGUUCUGCCAGUCAUACAAGGAUCACAAACUUGUGCAAGUUAUUAUGGAGUCUCAUCCGGGAUAGAUGAUCGGAUUCUAAGGUGCAGCAACUAAUUGUGAUUGUGAUAUUUUAACAUGGGAGACUUGAUAGUCCAGAAAGAUGGAGCUACCAGAGAGUGAUGAUCAAUUCGAAGCGGGGACCCUGAUAUCUUUUACAUAUUUUAACUUGAUAGUCCAGAAAGAUGGAGCUACCAGAGAGAGAUGAUCAAUUCGAAGCGGGGACCCUGAUAUCUUUUACAUAUUUUAACUUGAUAGUCCAGAAAGAUGGAGCUACCAGAGAGAGAUGAUCAGUUCGAAGCGGGGACCCUGAUAUCUUAACAUAUUUUAACUUGAUAGUCCAGAAAGAUGGAGCUACCAGAGAGUGAUGAUCAAUUCGAAGCGGGGACCCUGAUAUCUUUUACAUAUUUUAACUUGAUAGUCCAGAAAGAUGGAGCUACCAGAGAGUGAUGAUCAGUUCGAAGCGGGGACCCUGAUAUCUUAACAUAUUUUAACUUGAUAGUCCAGAAAGAUGGAGCUACCAGAGAGUGAUGAUCAAUUCGAAGCGGGGACCCUGAUAUCUUAACAUAUUUUAACUUGAUAGUCCAGAAAGAUGGAGCUACCAGAGAGAGAUGAUCAAUUCGAAGCGGGGACCCUGAUAUCUUAACAUAUUUUAACUUGAUAGUCCAGAAAGAUGGAGCUACCAGAGAGUGAUGAUCAAUUCGAAGCGGGGACCCUGAUAUCUUUUACAUAUUUUAACUUGAUAGUCCAGAAAGAUGGAGCUACCAGAGAGUGAUGAUCAGUUCGAAGCGGGGACCCUGAUAUCUUAACAUAUUUUAACUUGAUAGUCCAGAAAGAUGGAGCUACCAGAGAGUGAUGAUCAAUUCGAAGCGGGGACCCUGAUAUCUUAACAUAUUUUAACUUGAUAGUCCAGAAAGAUGGAGCUACCAGAGAGAGAUGAUCAAUUCGAAGCGGGGACCCUGAUAUCUUAACAUAUUUUAACUUGAUAGUCCAGAAAGAUGGAGCUACCAGAGAGUGAUGAUCAAUUCGAAGCGGGGACCCUGAUAUCUUUUACAUAUUUUAACUUGAUAGUCCAGAAAGAUGGAGCUACCAGAGAGUGAUGAUCAGUUCGAAGCGGGGACCCUGAUAUCUUAACAUAUUUUAACUUGAUAGUCCAGAAAGAUGGAGCUACCAGAGAGUGAUGAUCAAUUCGAAGCGGGGACCCUGAUAUCUUAACAUAUUUUAACUUGAUAGUCCAGAAAGAUGGAGCUACCAGAGAGAGAUGAUCAAUUCGAAGCGGGGACCCUGAUAUCUUAACAUAUUUUAACUUGAUAGUCCAGAAAGAUGGAGCUACCAGAGAGAGAUGAUCAAUUCGAAGCGGGGACCCUGAUAUCUUAACAUAUUUUAACUUGAUAGUCCAGAAAGAUGGAGCUACCAGAGAGAGAUGAUCAAUUCGAAGCGGGGACCCUGAUAUCUUAACAUAUUUUAACUUGAUAGUCCAGAAAGAUGGAGCUACCAGAGAGAGAUGAUCAAUUCGAAGCGGGGACCCUGAUAUCUUUUACAUAUUUUAACUUGAUAGUCCAGAAAGAUGGAGCUACCAGAGAGUGAUGAUCAAUUCGAAGCGGGGACCCUGAUAUCUUAACAUAUUUUAACUUGAUAGUCCAGAAAGAUGGAGCUACCAGAGAGUGAUGAUCAGUUCGAAGCGGGGACCCUGAUAUCUUAACAUAUUUUAACUUGAUAGUCCAGAAAGAUGGAGCUACCAGAGAGUGAUGAUCAAUUCGAAGCGGGGACCCUGAUAUCUUAACAUAUUUUAACUUGAUAGUCCAGAAAGAUGGAGCUACCAGAGAGAGAUGAUCAAUUCGAAGCGGGGACCCUGAUAUCUUAACAUAUUUUAACUUGAUAGUCCAGAAAGAUGGAGCUACCAGAGAGAGAUGAUCAAUUCGAAGCGGGGACCCUGAUAUCUUAACAUAUUUUAACUUGAUAGUCCAGAAAGAUGGAGCUACCAGAGAGAGAUGAUCAAUUCGAAGCGGGGACCCUGAUAUCUUUUACAUAUUUUAACUUGAUAGUCCAGAAAGAUGGAGCUACCAGAGAGAGAUGAUCAGUUCGAAGCGGGGACCCUGAUAUCUUAACAUAUUUUAACUUGAUAGUCCAGAAAGAUGGAGCUACCAGAGAGUGAUGAUCAGUUCGAAGUGAGGACCCUGAUAUCUUUUACAUAUUUUAACUUGAUAGUCCAGAAAGAUGGAGCUACCAGAGAGUGAUGAUCAGUUCGAAGCGGGGACCCUGAUAUCUUAACAUAUUUUAACUUGAUAGUCCAGAAAGAUGGAGCUACCAGAGAGUGAUGAUCAGUUCGAAGCGGGGACCCUGAUAUCUUAACAUAUUUUAACUUGAUAGUCCAGAAAGAUGGAGCUACCAGAGAGUGAUGAUCAGUUCGAAGUGAGGACCCUGAUAUCUUUUACAUAUUUUAACUUGAUAGUCCAGAAAGAUGGAGCUACCAGAGAGUGAUGAUCAGUUCGAAGCGGGGACCCUGAUAUCUUAACAUAUUUUAACUUGAUAGUCCAGAAAGAUGGAGCUACCAGAGAGUGAUGCUCAGUUCGAAGCGGGGACCCUGAUAUCUUAACAUAUUUUAACUUGAUAGUCCAGAAAGAUGGAGCUACCAGAGAGUGAUGAUCAGUUCGAAGCGGGGACCCUGAUAUCUUUUACAUAUUUUAACUUGAUAGUCCAGAAAGAUGGAGCUACCAGAGAGUGAUGAUCAAUUCGAAGCGGGGACCCUGAUAUCUUUUACAUAUUUUAACUUGAUAGUCCAGAAAGAUGGAGCUACCAGAGAGAGAUGAUCAGUUCGAAGCGGGGACCCUGAUAUCUUAACAUAUUUUAACUUGAUAGUCCAGAAAGAUGGAGCUACCAGAGAGUGAUGAUCAGUUCGAAGUGAGGACCCUGAUAUCUUUUACAUAUUUUAACUUGAUAGUCCAGAAAGAUCGAGCGACCAGAGAGUGAUGAUCAGUUCGAAGCGGGGACCCAGAUAUCUUAACAUAUUUUAACUUGAUAGUCCAGAAAGAUCGAGCGACCAGAGAGUGAUGAUCAAUUCGAAGUGGUAAAUAUUAAAUAGUACAUGAUAACAACUGUCGCUAAUAACAUAAAAUUAAAUACAAAAUAAUGCUGGAGUUGUACAUUAUCACAGAAUGUGCUUUAAUUUUUUAAAAUCAUAUAAUACUGGUGUUAAUGGCCUGGUGUUUGUGUCAUCAGCCAGUAAUGUGGGGGUUUUUGUUUGUGUGUUUGUUUUUUCACACAUGUGGCUAUGAUUAAUAGUUAGUGCAUGGUGGAGAUGUGUAAAACAACUACAACAACUCCCUCACAAACGACUUGACAUCUGUCUUGAGACCGGGGAGGAUGUCUCAGAUAGCUGAGUUAGUAAAUCAAACCUGAAUGUCAGGAAUUGAUUAUUACCUUAAUUGUGUCUGUGUGUAAACUCCAUUCAUCUCUGUUAACCGUUUUAAGAUUUUAAUGCGUAUUUUAGACCUACAUAUCUGUGUUGGAGAAAAUACUACAACUUGAAGAUUUAAAUCUUGUGUUAUGCAUUCAUCAUAUCCAAACUGACUGAACUACAUGAUUUGAUUUGUGUCCAUUUUAAAUUAUGUUACCAUGGUGAUGUUUAUCAACAAGGAGGGUGGAGUUGCAGUUUGUAUCUUUAAUUUUGGUCUACUUAUUGUGUCUUUCAUGUCAACACAAUGGUUGGUUAAUGGGAGUAAAGUCUUUAAUAAUAUUACAAUGUAUUUUGAUGAACAGUAGGUUAUUAACAAGUUUUACAUAACAAUGCCACACACACACCAACACACACCAAUUAAUAUAAUCAUGAGCGAAAUAAUCACAUACGUACAAACAUAAUUACUGUUAAUUUUUUAAUGUGAGUUCUAUUUAUUUAUUUAGUGUACAAGAGAAGGUUACGGGUUUUAUAUGUCAGAUGAUCAAACUUCGUAUGUUGUGGGUAUGCUGGUACGAGUGAGGUUUUGUAACUCUUUGUAUAGAUACUUGCUGUGUAUAGUGUUAGGGUUUAGUAUGCUUGGGACCCAGUUUCUAAAAAGGUUUCCAAGAAUGCAUUGUCCUAAGUUGCUGCCUCUAUUCUUUUAAUAAAUGUUUUGUUUAUAUGAGUAAACCCUGAUUUGACUCUUGAUAGACCAUACUACAAGUCAAAUGAGGUGACACAAUAUAUACAUAUAUGCUACACAGAGUAAUUAUAUACAUAUAGUUUGUAUGGAAAUGUGCAUUUUGUUUUCUUAUGUUGACAUGUGGUAAAAAAAAAAAAGAAGAUUAAAUGCUGUAUGUUUGUGAUAGUGACAUAAUUUUAUUGGACUAUAAUAAAAUGAUGGAAAAUCAAA